UGCCAGUUAUUGGCAAUCCUUUCCUCCAGCUGACAGCUCUGAUGAUCAGUGCCCUGAUGAUCAGUGUAGCCCCAUCACUGUCACCUGUUAGUGCCCAUCAAUGCCACAUACCAGCUCACAUCAAUGACACAUACCAGUGCACAUCAAUGACACAUGUCAGUGCCCAUCAGGGCUGUUUUUUAGUGCCGCCUAUCAGUGCCAGUCAGUGCUGCCUAUCAGUACCAGUCAGUGUUGCCUAUCAGUGCUGCCAAUCAGUGCCACCUAUCAGUUCCAGUCAGUGCUGCCUGUCAUUGCCUGUCAGUGACACCUAUCAGUGCUCGUCAGUGACGCCU
This is a messenger RNA of Staurois parvus, 332 nucleotides long. Lineage: Eukaryota; Metazoa; Chordata; Amphibia; Anura; Ranidae. The record is from the annotation of a GenBank genome assembly.